AUGUAUGACUCUAUAGCUGAAGAGUUUAACGGGAGACUGGACAUUCUUGUCAACAAUGCCGCGCACAUGGAACCGUACAAGCCUUUUCUUGAAUCUGACCCUGACAUCUACUGGCGAACAUGGGAAGUAAAUAUCCGAGGCCUCUUCAACAUGGCACGCGCAUUCCUCCCAAUGCAGCUAUCGAGUUAUUCCAGAUUUGGCAGCUCUGGUAUCAUGAUCAACGUAUCGUCAUCAGGAGUUCUGAGUGUGCGCCCCGGUAGUGGAAGUUAUCGAAGCUCCAAGCUCGCAGUGCUUCGAUGGACCGAGUCACUGCAAGUGGAGUACGGAGAACAGGGGCUUUUGGCACUCUGCGUGAACCCAGGAGCGAUCAAAACAAAGAUCACUGAAGGAGCGCCCGAAGCAGUUAGGAAUGCACUUCCUCAUCAGCCAGAUAUAGCUGGUGAUACGAUUACUUGGCUAGCUUCUGAGCGCAGGGAUUGGCUUGGUGGAAGAUAUGUGAGUUAUCCAUGGGGUAUGGAGGAGCUUCUCGCCAAGAAGGAUGAGAUUGUUAAGGAGGAUAAACUUAAGGCUGAGAAUGGUUGUUUGAUACUGUGUUCAUAA
This is a messenger RNA of Fusarium verticillioides 7600, 600 nucleotides long. RefSeq lists its product as hypothetical. The coding region runs from base 1 to 600 and encodes 199 amino acids. Lineage: Eukaryota; Fungi; Ascomycota; Sordariomycetes; Hypocreales; Nectriaceae. The record is from RefSeq and is a predicted model, not a curated record. The transcript has a single exon.